Molecule: messenger RNA, 624 nt
Organism: Adineta ricciae
Lineage: Eukaryota; Metazoa; Rotifera; Eurotatoria; Adinetida; Adinetidae
Source: the annotation of a GenBank genome assembly
AUGUUGGCGAAAAAUCGACUAAGUCUUUCAUCCAAUUCUCAAUGGAAUCCAAAUGGAAAAAAUCUCGUUGGUUUAUUUAUUGAUGAAAACAAUACAAUAUACAUAUCAAAUGAACAAAUUUUGAUUUUUGUUCAAGGAAAUGUGAGUUUGGUUGGAAAUGUUUCGAUGAACUGGAAGAAUACUUCAAGUUUAUUCGUGACAAACGAAGAGAAGAUCUAUGUUGCUACAUUUCAUUCAUCAAAUGUGAAUGAAAUCGAAGUGAAUUCAUCAUCAUCGAUAGUCAAUUCGAUUUCACGAAUGAAAUUUUGUGAACAAUGUUUUGAUAUUUUUAUCAUUUCCAAGUCAUUACUCCAUCAAUGGGACUAUCCGUCAACUGUAGCAGGAACAGGAAGUGAAGGAUCAACAUCAAUAACGCUCCGGAAUCCUCGCGGAAUAUUUCUUGAUGAAAACAAUGCAGAUUUAUUUGUUGUUGAUUGUGGAAACAAUCGAAUACAGAAAUUCCAUUUGGGUUCAUUUGAAGGCGAAACAAUUAUUUCGAAUCAAACAUUUCCAUUGAACUGUCCAAGUGAAAUCACAUUGGAUAAUCAAGGUUUUGUAUUUGUUGUUGAUUCCAGCAAUAACUGA